CCCUCCUGUUAGCACAAACAUACAUGUGUUAAAGCCAGAUCCCACACGCACACACACCCUGCUUCUGUCUGUCUUACUAGUCUCUGUGUGUGAGGUGCUUUUUGCUUUGACAAUGUCAGGUUUUGUGGAUGGAUAUCGCUCCCUCCGGAGGAGAGCGCGCUGAAACUUCCUCCCACCUCUCUUUCAUCUUUCAGGAAUCUGCUGUUAACUGCUGUCGUUGUCCGUGGCUUUAAAUUUCCUUUGCCAUGGCCAAACGCGAGGCUGGAAGUACCAGCCCUGUGGUGCGUCAGAUAGACAAGCAGUUUCUGGUCUGCAGCAUCUGCCUGGAUCAUUACCGCAACCCCAAGGUCCUGCCCUGCCUGCACACCUUCUGUGAAAGCUGUCUCCAGAACUACAUUCCCCCUGAGUCUCUGACACUCUCAUGCCCAGUGUGCCGGCAGACAUCUAUCCUGCCAGAGAAAGGAGUUUGUGCCCUGCAGAACAACUUCUUCAUCACUAAUCUUAUGGAGGUCCUUCAACGAGACCCAGAGUGCUCGCGGCCAGAGGCCUGCAGUGUGUUGGAAUCAGUCAGUGCUGCAGCUGCAGGGAAGCCGCUCUGCUGCCCAAACCACGAAGGAAAGGUGAUGGAGUUCUACUGCGAGUCAUGUGAGACAGCCAUGUGUUUGGAGUGCACAGAGGGCGAGCACAGGGAGCACAUGACUGUUCCUCUGCGGGAUGUGGUGGAACAGCACAAGGCUGCGCUGAAGACACAGCUGGAUGCCAUACACAGCAGGCUACCUCAGUUAACAGCAGCCAUCGAGCUGGUGAGUGAGAUCUCUCGACAGCUCAAUGAAAGGAAGAAUGAGGCAGUAGCGGAAAUUACAAAUACGUUUGAAGAGCUGGAACAGGCGCUGCAUCAGCGCAAGACGGCCCUCAUCACAGACUUGGAGAAUAUCUGCAGUACCAAGCAGAAGGUCCUGCAGGCCCAGCUUUCAGCUCUCCUCCAGGGGAAGGAACAUAUUCAGAGCAGUUGCAGUUUCACAGAGCAAGCUCUCAGCCAUGGUAGUGCUACUGAGGUGCUGCUGGUUCAGAAGCAAAUGAGUGAGCGGGUAAACGCGCUGGCCAGACAUGACUUCCCAGAGAAACCUCAUCAGAAUGCACACCUGGACUGCCAGGUGGAGACCGAGGGCCUGCGGCGCUCCAUCCAGAACCUGGGUGUUCUCCUCACCACAGCAGCUGUGGCUCACACUUCCGUGGCCACAGGAGAGGGCCUCCGCCAUGCAGCAACUGGGCAACACCAAACUAUUACUGUGACAACAAAAGACAAAGAUGGGGAGCUGGUGCGGACAGGAAACGCUGUUUUAAAAGCAGAGAUAACGUCCGCUGAUGGGAGCCGGGCUGCAGAGACGGAGAUAACGGACAAUAAGAAUGGAACAUAUGAGGUGGGCUACACGUUACGCUCUGAGGGAGAGUACUCGUUUUCUUUGCUGCUGUACGGACAGCCGGUACGUGGCAGCCCUUUCCGACUGCGAGCAGUUAAGCCGUCAGAUGUUCCGCAAUCUCCAGACGAUGUGAAGCGGAGGGUGAAGUCCCCCAGUGGCACGGGGGGCCACAUACGGCAGAAGGCAGUGCGACGGCCUUCCAGUAUGUACAGCACGACUAAGAAAAAGGAGAACCCCAUUGAAGAUGAGCUCAUCUACAGAGUGGGUUCUCGGGGUAGAGAGAAAGGCGAGUUCACAAAUCUCCAGGGGAUCUCAGCCUCUAGUAAUGGCAGAGUGGUGGUGGCUGACAGCAACAACCAGUGCAUACAGGUUUUCUCCAAUGACGGCCAAUUCAAGAUGCGCUUUGGGGUCAGAGGUCGGUCUCCAGGGCAGCUGCAAAGACCGACGGGUGUCACUGUUGACAUGAACGGUGACAUUGUGGUGGCCGACUAUGACAAUCGGUGGGUCAGCAUCUUCUCUCCUGAUGGGAAGUUUAAGAAUAAGAUCGGUGCAGGACGGCUCAUGGGUCCCAAGGGUGUGGCUGUGGAUAAGAACGGACACAUUAUCACUGUGGACAACAAGGCUUGCUGCGUCUUCAUCUUUCAAUCCAAUGGGAAACUUGUGACCAAGUUUGGAGGCAGAGGGACUUCUGACAGACAGUUUGCAGAAAAACUUGGCCCAAACAUAAAUAAAUCUGGCUCAGUUUUCAGCCCGCAUUUUGUUGCCGUGAACAACAAGAAUGAAAUUAUCGUGACCGAUUUUCACAAUCACUCUGUGAAGGUGUAUAGCGCUGAUGGGGAGUUCCUGUUCAAGUUCGGCUCUCAUGGCGAAGGGAACGGCCAGUUCAACGCUCCCACUGGCGUGGCUGUGGAUGCCAAUGGAAACAUCAUUGUAGCUGAUUGGGGUAACAGCAGAAUACAGGUGUUUGACAGCACGGGGUCCUUCUUAUCCUACAUUAACACUUCGGCAGACCCGCUGUACGGCCCCCAGGGCCUAGCGCUGACCUCAGAUGGACACGUGGCUGUUGCAGACUCUGGCAAUCAUUGCUUUAAAGUUUACAGAUAUCUGCAGUAGACUGAGGGGAAGACAUCGCCGCCACCACCAACUCCUGCUUUAAAAAUCAAUGUCACAUAUUUCUUGCAGAGAAAAAGUUGCAACAUGCCUGCACGCUUCCCAGAGGCUCCAUGUCCAAAUUAAUUUCCUGUUCAUUUUGUCUGUAAAAUACUUCAAGGAUUUCAUGUCAAGAGUUUAAGAACAAGAAAUGAUAUUAAGAACGAACUUCCAAAACGUGCAAUUUUAAUGUUUUCAAAGACAAAAUUGGCUAGAUAUCACAAAAACUACUGCAAGAAUAGAAACCAUAAUUACUGAAACGGCAGUAAGUUCUUGGAUUACUUCUAUCUUAAAAAACAAUCAAUCAGGUAAACAUAUCUCAUAUAGAGACUUUCAAAUACUUGCGUUUUUUAAAAGAAUGUGAGAUAGGGGCAUGAAAUGCCUCCAUACUUUCAACAGCCUCUGCUCAACUAUACACCUGCAAAGUUAAAUGACUACAUCUUGUACAGUCGCGUUGCUGUUACAUGGCAAAAUAGGUCCAUAGACAGAUAUGCAUACAUCAAAAACACCUAAACAAUCAAUUAGGCAUGUCUAUAUUUUGUCAUUCUUGGUUUGUCUAACUUUAACUUUCCAUAAAGCUGAGCUAUAAUGCUUCUCUCCACCUCAUUUUUUUACUCUUGGACUCUACUAGAGUAGCUUUGCAUGAUUCUGUCUGAAACAAGCUGUUUUAGUUUGAGGUUUGAGAUGGGCUUUAUCAGCAGAUGGGCAGUGUUGCGCUUCUCACAGAGCUGCGUGCCUGAAAAUCAAUAAUUCGAUUUUGGUACCUAAAAUUUUCAGCUUAAUAACUUGAAAUGUCAAGUUAUUGAGGGAAACAGAGUGCUUUAGGCAGCUAGAAGCCUGAGCUAUUAGCGCAUGGGAAUUAUUUGCACAAACACUUGGCUAAAUUUGUGAUUAGUAUCAAUGUCACAGUAAAAAAAAAGGAAACGUGUGUGUGUGUGUGUGUGUGUGUAUGAAUGACAUAGAUUAGGUAUAAGCAUAAUAGUUUACUUUGAUUGGCUUUGAGCCUAAAACGAACCAACUAUCCACAGGGAAAAAUGAACAGGAAAUUAACCCCCUGGCUCAAAGGCCUUUUAGCUCUAUUCCCCAAGUGUAUCUUCACAGCCUGUCAGUCUUAAAUUGUUUUGUUUUGGCAAUGCAGAUGGGCAACACUCAGUAUCCAGCAAACAAGGCAAUGCAAUGAAGAUUCCCUGUUUCCUGAAAGGAACAUGAUGCUUUAUGAGUAAAAAAAUGCUCAGGCCUUUCCUUGAACAACGUUGCAUGUUCGUGUGCUCUGAAAAUGAUCUUCUUGUCACUGCCUUACAAUAUUCAUCAGCGAACUCUGCAGAAACUUCAGGAAUGUGUUGUUUUAAAAGGAACUGCUUAUCAUUCUCAUUCUGCACCUUAUCAGUCUGACAUGAUCACUGCACAAUUAAAAUUAUUCUUAUCAUUGUUUUUUAAAAUUUUUUUAUUUCUGUUUAGGCAUAAGAUGAGUUUACGUAUAUGCAAGUUGUUUUAUUUUGGGAUCCAAAGACAAGCAUCAAAAAGCACAGUAGUUUAAAAAAAAAGGCUAAAUAUCUGAACCAGCUCCCCCUCCCCUAAAGUCGGAGCCCUUCUAGCAAAACAAAAUAAUAGUAACUAGUCCUUGCACUUUCGUAUAUUCAUACCUACAAUUCACUGUAGUUGUGCAUAUGCAUAUUUACACGUAUGUAUAUAUUUAUAUAUAUAUAUAUAUGUGGAUUUGGUGUCUAUAUAGCCUACAUAUUCCAGCACUUAAACAGAAACAAGAUCACGCCAAGUAGUUGUUAACUGAAUGAAUGAAACAUCAGUGGAACAAAGUUGUAAUAAGUACAUAUUAUUUGCUGUAUUCUUUUUUUUUUCCCUUUUUGCAAAAGAAUUUAUUUAUUUACAAAUUUCUUUUCUACAUAAUUUGUUUGACAAAUUAUUUUUCUAAUUGGUCGGUUUGAACCUUCUCCUCCUCUUUGCCAAACCUAGCCUAGCUAUACCAUUGUAACUUGUAGCACUCAAAGCUGUUUUCUGUUUUUGACUCUUCCCGGUCAAACAGUGAUGUUUCCUUCUGCCAAAACCUAUUGUUGUAAGUUGCUGUUGAACAUUGCACAGAAUACAAAUAAUGAGAGUUAUAUAGUUUGCAAGAGUAAUAUAUGCCUCUAUGUAUAGUUCAUUUUGACAUAAUCAGAACGUGUACUGUAUAUUACAAUCAUAUUCCUGUUGUAGCUGACAAGCACUUUUAUCGUGGAUUUUCCAGGAUUUGUAUUCAUUUGCUCUGUAGUUCAAUGUUUAGAGGUUUUUGUUUUUUGUGCGUGUGGCUCUUACAAAAACACCAGCUAAUAUGCAGUGACACAAAAUCAUCUCUCACCUGUGUUUUAGAAAUACUGUCUGUCCCCCAGUACUGACUCUUUCAUUCUGAUUUUCCAUCUUCAUUUCCUAUUUAUUGGAAAAUUGACAGAUUGAGCUAAACUUCCCUUCUCAUUAGACUGUAUUUAUUCUUUUUGUUGUUGCUUUUAACUGUCAAAGACAUGUGGGGGAAAAACUGAAGCACAUACAGUAUUAAUAAAAUUACAUCAACUUUUGUGUAUACAACUGUGUACUACAAGAGGCCAUUUACAAGUAAUCAGUCCGUUCAUGUAUCACGGGGAAGGUAUGAUUGUAAAUUAAAGAAUGACUAAACUAC
This is a messenger RNA of Pelmatolapia mariae (spotted tilapia), 5238 nucleotides long. RefSeq names its product tripartite motif containing 3b (gene trim3b). Gene Ontology annotation, biological process: protein polyubiquitination; negative regulation of translation; proteasome-mediated ubiquitin-dependent protein catabolic process. Gene Ontology annotation, molecular function: protein binding; ubiquitin protein ligase activity; zinc ion binding. Lineage: Eukaryota; Metazoa; Chordata; Actinopteri; Cichliformes; Cichlidae. The transcript has 17 exons. The record is from RefSeq and is a predicted model, not a curated record. Bases 246 to 2534 code for a protein of 762 amino acids.